GUCUCCGGAAGCAUCCACCAAACACCUGCCCCCCGAUCCCCGAGGUCGCGCAAUCCACUCCCAGAAGAAGUCUCCAGAACCGCAUGCGCCCUUAUAAAAUGGUGAUCUCGAUCGGCCUCGCUCGAGUUGCGAGUGAUUAGCAGAGUGAAAAAGAACUCACAAUCACAUCAGCAGGGGUACGAACAGGCGCGCUAAUCUACAGCAUUCUUGGGCUGAUUGGUUGAUCUCUGACGGCGGGGGAACCGAUGGCGGACGACGCGUUCGACCUCCCCAUCUCUGGCGAGGGGGAGGAGGAGGUGAUGGGAGGCCUGGAGGAGGAGGAGGAGGCCAUAAAGGACCUCGACGCUGGGGUGGACGCCGAUGAGGACUAUUUCCCUCCGACGAUGAAGGCCGGGGAGGAGAGGGAGAUUGGGAAGGAGGGGCUCAAGAAGAAGCUCGUCAAGGAGGGCCAGGGGUGGGAUCGCCCCGAGACCGGCGACGAGGUCGAAGUGCAUUACACUGGCACUCUUUUGGACGGAACAAAGUUCGAUUCGAGCCGUGACCGUGGAACCCCGUUCAAAUUCAAACUUGGACAAGGGCAAGUGAUUAAGGGAUGGGACCUGGGCAUCAAGACCAUGAAGAAGGGUGAGAACGCAAUCUUUACUAUUCCUCCGGGGCUUGCCUACGGCGAGACGGGUUCGUCGUGCACCAUCCCGCCCAAUGCCACACUCCAGUUUGACGUUGAGCUCCUGUCAUGGGCCAGCGUCAAGGAUAUAUGCAAGGAUGGUGGAAUCUUUAAGAAGAUCCUCGUCGAAGGCGAGAAGUGGGAGAACCCCAAGGACCUUGACGAAGUUUUUGUCAAGUACGAGGCAAGACUCGAGGAUGGAACUGUUGUGUCAAAGUCUGAUGGUGUUGAGUUUGCCGUCAAAGAUGGUUACUUCUGCCCGGCACUUGCCAAGGCUGUGAAGACCAUGAAGAAGGGCGAAAAGGUCCUCCUCACUGUCAAGCCACAAUAUGGCUUCGGGGAACAAGGAAAACAAGCUUCUGGAGAUGAAGCAGCAGUGCCCCCAAAUGCUAUGCUGCAUAUAGACCUUGAGCUGGUCACUUGGAAGACUGUGACGCUAAUCGGAGAUCGCAAGAGGAUCUUGAAGAAAGUCCUUAAGGAAGGCGAAGGCUAUGAGCGUCCUAAUGAUGGAGCAGUAGUGGGAGUGAGACUUAUUGGAAAAUUGGAGGAUGGUACUGUCUUUGUACGAAAAGGGCACGAUGGUGAAGAGCCUUUUGAGUUCAAGACGGAUGAGGAGCAGGUUAUUGAAGGGCUUGACAUAACGGUGGUUAAUAUGAAGAAAGGAGAGGUUGCAUUGGUCAGAGUACCACCUGAACAUGCAUUUGGAUCUGUUGAAACAAAGCAAGAUCUUGCUAUUGUUCCUCCUAAUUCUACUGUCUUUUAUGAAGUGGAGCUUGUUUCCUUUGAGAAGGAGAAAGAAUCUUGGGACCUGAAAACCAAUACUGAGAAGAUUGAAGCAGCUGCCAAGAAGAAAGAUGAAGGGAAUGUGUGGUUUAAGAUGGGCAAGUACGCCAAGGCCUCUAAGAGAUACGAGAAGGCUGCAAAAUACAUUGAGUAUGACAACUCUUUCAGUGAGGAUGAGAAGAAGCAAUCAAAAUCUCUGAAAAUCAGUUCCAAGCUCAACAACGCAGCCUGCAAGCUGAAACUGAAAGAAUACAGAGAAGCAGAGAAACUCUGCACAAAGGUUCUGGAUCUCGAGAGCACAAGUGUUAAGGCCUUGUACAGAAGGGCGCAAGCAUACAUCGAGCUUGUUGACCUAGAGCUGGCAGAGUUGGAUGUGAAGAAAGCUCUGGAAAUCGAUCCCGACAACAGGGAUGUGAAGCUGGUGUACAAGACCCUGAAGGAGAGAAUGAGAGAGUACAACAGACGGGAUGCCAAGUUCUACGGCAACAUGUUUGCGAAAUGGAGGAAGCUUGAACAGCUGCAGAAGGUGCCCGGGAAGCAAGAGCUGCAACCGAUGGCCAUCGACAGUGCUGCAUAAGAUCUUUGCGCCAGUUUGCCAUGCUUUAUUACUUAUACUGUGGGAUCAGAGGACAAUCUCCUUAACCAUUUUUAUCGUUUGUCAGUGUUUGUGUUCUUUUCUUCUUUGCUGCUGCUACCCAUAUGUGUUCAGCCGCAUGCGUGAAAUUUGGUCAUCUGCUGCUGUGAUCUAUUUUGUUUUGGUGUGAGUGGUAGAGAGACUCACAAGAGACUGUAUGCUGCCUCUAAGCUAUGGGAUCAAUCUUUAGAGGCACACAUAAGUUGUUGUCGUCACGCGCCUGUCCAUUUCCAUGUCCCAAACUAAAUAAGGCCUUGUUUAGUUUCGAAAAAAUUUCAGAUUUCGUUAUUGUA
Molecule: messenger RNA, 2374 nt
Organism: Sorghum bicolor (sorghum)
Lineage: Eukaryota; Viridiplantae; Streptophyta; Magnoliopsida; Poales; Poaceae
Product: 70 kDa peptidyl-prolyl isomerase
Exons: 11
Coding region: 246-2024 (592 amino acids)
Biological process (GO): protein peptidyl-prolyl isomerization
Cellular component (GO): cytoplasm
Molecular function (GO): peptidyl-prolyl cis-trans isomerase activity; protein binding
Source: RefSeq, a predicted model, not a curated record